Molecule: messenger RNA, 819 nt
Organism: Penicillium waksmanii
Lineage: Eukaryota; Fungi; Ascomycota; Eurotiomycetes; Eurotiales; Aspergillaceae
Product: Threonyl/alanyl tRNA synthetase
Exons: 1
Coding region: 1-819 (272 amino acids)
Biological process (GO): regulation of translational fidelity; alanyl-tRNA aminoacylation
Molecular function (GO): Ser-tRNA(Ala) deacylase activity; ATP binding; alanine-tRNA ligase activity
Source: RefSeq, a predicted model, not a curated record
AUGACUGAGCCAACAAAACUCAUCUAUCAACAUGAUGGAGAAAAGCUUCUUCAUCCCUCCAAGAUUCUUUCAAUUGUCCCAUUGCCAGAACUCCCGGCACUGGACCAAGCCCUUGCAAAAGACUCAUCUGAAAUAGAGCAUGCCGUUAUCACAGAUUCCACCAUCUUCUACGUCCAAGGAGGUGGCCAGCCCGCAGACAUCGGAACCAUGAAGUCCGAUGCAGCUACGAAAGCAGGCUCUGUUUUCGAAGUCAAGUCGGUUCGUCAGCCAGCACAGGGUAGUCAAAUCCUCCACUUAGGCCGUUUCAUUCCUCCGGGGGCCACCGGGUUUGAUGCGGGUGAGGAAAUUCAACAGAGAGUCGAUUCUGAAAUUCGCAGCCUGCAUUCUCGUCUUCAUACUGCAGGCCAUGUCAUGAGUCUGGCAAUCCACGCCCUGUGCCGAGAGGGCAUUCUGCCUCCGCUGAAGGAGUCGAAGGCAUCACACUACCCCGAUUCUGCCAGUGUCGUGUUCGAAGGAACAAUUGAUGGAAAGCAUAAAGAUGCCAUUCAGGCAAAGACGGACGAAUUUGUCCGAUCGGCCAGCCCUGUCAUAAUUCAUUGGUGGUCGAUGGAAGAUUUGCGAGAGAAGUGCUACGGUGUUACAGAAGCGUUCGAGUUGCCGGAGGGAGAGGUUAUGGGUCGAGUUGUUGAGAUGGAGGGUCUGGGAAGUUAUCCCUGUGGUGGAACGCAUGUUCGGGAUUGCAGUCAAGUGGGGAAGAUUGUGGUGAAGAAAAUAUCGCGUUCCAAGGGGACAAGCAGGGUGUCUUAUACAGUAGAAUAG